AUGGCUGUUCCUCAGUUCGCCGGCAUGUCCGGCAAGAAGUUGUCAUGGUCCAUCUCGACCAUUGCAACUUUGGGUUUUCUUCUCUUCGGUUAUGACCAGGGUGUCAUGAGCGGUAUCAUUAGCGCAAAACCUUUCAACACUGUCUUCCCUGCAACAGAUGGCAACUCUACCAUGCAAGGCACCGUGACUGCCAUUUAUGAAAUUGGUUGUCUCCUUGGUGCCAUGUUCAUCCUCUGGUUUGGCGAUUGGCUGGGCCGUCGCAGAUCCGUCAUGUUGGGCGCAACCAUCAUGAUUCUCGGUGUCAUCAUCCAGGUCACCGCAUACUAUGACUAUGCUCCCCUGGCUCAGUUUAUUGUCGGGCGUGUCGUCACUGGUGUCGGUAACGGUAUCAACACCUCAACUAUACCCACGUACCAGGCUGAGUGCUCCCGCACCACCAACCGUGGUCUCUUGAUCUGUAUCGAGGGUGGUGUGAUCGCCUUCGGAACAUUAAUUGCUUACUGGAUUGAUUUCGGUGCAUCUUACGGUCCGGAUGACUUGACCUGGAGGUUUCCCAUUGCAUUCCAGAUCGUCUUUGGUCUUGGAAUCAUUGCUGGGAUGGCCUUCCUCCCCGAGUCUCCUCGUUGGCUCUUCAUGAGAGAGCGCUACCAAGAAGGAGAAGCGGUUAUUGCGGCUUUGAUGAAUGAGGAGAUCAACUCCCACGGUGUUCAGCUGCAAAAGACCUUGGUCUUAGACUCUAUUCGCGCAUCCGGUCAAAUGGGCCAAUCGACUCCACUCCGUGCUGUCUUUACUGGAGGCAAGACCCAACACCUCCGCCGUAUGUUGCUUGGUGCCUCCUCGCAGCUCAUGCAGCAGAUUGGUGGUUGUAAUGCGGUCAUCUACUACUUCCCUAUUCUCUUCGAGACCUCCAUCGGCCAGACACAUACCUUGUCUUUGCUCCUAGGUGGUGUUAACAUGAUUGUUUAUUCCAUCUUUGCCACCAUGUCCUGGUUCCUGAUCGAACGCGUCGGACGACGAAAGCUUUUCCUUUAUGGAACUGUGGGCCAGUGUCUUUCCAUGGUCCUCACUUUUGCUUGCUUGAUUCCUGGUACCCCUAGCGCUGCCAAGGGUGCUGCCGUUGGUCUGUUCACGUACAUUGCCAGCUUUGGCGCAACAUGGCUCCCCCUGCCCUGGUUGUACCCAGCUGAGAUUUCACCUAUCAAGACCCGUGCCAAGGCUAACGCACUCUCAACUUGCACCAACUGGCUGUUCAACUUCUUGAUUGUCAUGGUUACCCCUGUCAUGAUCUCAAACAUUGGCUGGGGAACUUACCUCUUCUUCGCUAUCGUCAACGCCUGCUUCUUGCCAAUCAUCUACUUCUGGUACCCCGAAACUGCACGACGAUCUCUCGAAGAGAUUGAUCUUAUCUUUGCCAAGGGUUACACCGAGAAGAUUAGUUAUGUCCGUGCCGCUCGCGAACUACCAUACCUCUCUGAUGAGGAAAUUGAGAGUAUGGCCAUUCAGUACGGUUUCGGUCCCGCUGAAGUCCAGGAGUCCCAGGAGAAGGCUUCGGCACAUAGCGAUGAGUUUGCUGUCACUGCCGGUACUCCGCCAGCAGGUGAAGAGCACGUUGCGAAGAUUGCUUAA
This is a messenger RNA of Talaromyces marneffei, 1626 nucleotides long. RefSeq lists its product as uncharacterized. Gene Ontology annotation, biological process: transmembrane transport; carbohydrate transport. The transcript is spliced from 3 exons. Bases 1 to 1626 code for a protein of 541 amino acids. Gene Ontology annotation, molecular function: carbohydrate:proton symporter activity. The record is from RefSeq and is a predicted model, not a curated record. Gene Ontology annotation, cellular component: membrane. NCBI's taxonomy places the organism in Eukaryota, Fungi, Ascomycota, Eurotiomycetes, Eurotiales, Trichocomaceae.